Molecule: messenger RNA, 1648 nt
Organism: Suillus subalutaceus
Lineage: Eukaryota; Fungi; Basidiomycota; Agaricomycetes; Boletales; Suillaceae
Exons: 7
Coding region: 119-1354 (411 amino acids)
Cellular component (GO): intracellular anatomical structure
Molecular function (GO): FMN binding; NADP binding; NADPH dehydrogenase activity
Source: RefSeq, a predicted model, not a curated record
CUGCGUCUCACUAAUAAUUGCGCUGAAUAAUUCAUCUGGUGGGCGCCAGUUGGUAUAUAUAUAUAGCAUGGAAGAUAUGGAAGUCGUUCCUCGUACACUUGAUCAUUUACCCCUCAACAUGCAGCCGCCAGCAAACAAGCCCGCACCCGCCAUCCCAUACUUUACCCCUGCGCAGGUCCCCGCUGCAGGCACAGCAUUCGACCCCCAGCCCGAUGGAACUCGUAUACCAAAGUUGUUCCAGCCCAUCAAGAUUAGAGGGACAACAUUCCACAACCGUAUCUUCCUAUCUCCACUGUGUCAAUAUUCUGCAGACGACGGUCAUCUCACGUCCUGGCAUAUGGCGCACCUGGGCGGCAUCUUCACGCGCGGUCCUGGUCUCUCUAUGAUCGAAGCCACAGCGGUUGUCGCAGAGGGUCGCAUCACUUCUGAGGACGCAGGUCUCUGGAAAGACAGCCAAAUCGAACCCCUCCGCAAGAUAGUCGAGUUUGCCCAUUCACAAAACCAAAAGAUCGGCAUUCAGCUUGGCCACGCCGGCCGGAAAGCGUCCACUGUUGUGCCGUGGUUAAAUACGGGUCUUGUAGCGACUGAGAGCAUAGGCGGAUGGCCAGAUAAUGUAUGGGGGCCUUCCACGGUCCCUUACAAGGACACCUUCCCUGUGCCUAAGGAACUAUCGAAGGCGCAGAUCAAGGCGACCGUCGUCGCAUUUGCAGAAGCUACGAAGAGAGCGUUGAAAGCUGGCAUUGACGUCAUUGAAAUUCACAACGCACACGGCUAUCUACUACACUCUUUUUUGAGCCCCGUCAGCAACACACGCACAGAUGAAUAUGGCGGCAGCUUCGAGAAUCGCAUUCGUCUAACUCUCGAGGUCGUGGAUGCUAUCCGUAACGUUAUUCCUGAAGACAUGCCACUCUUCCUGAGGAUUUCUGCGACUGAAUGGCUCGAAGAAGCGCUUCCAAAUGAACCAUCGUGGCGUGUCGAGGAUACCGUCAGACUUGCUGGCAUUCUUGCCGAGCAUGGCGUUGACUUCCUCGACGUCUCUAGCGGUGGAAACCACCCAAAAGCCAUCAUGAAAUCCGGGCCGGCAUACCAAGCGCCGUUCGCACAGGCAGUCAAACAAGCUCUUGGGGAUAAGCUUGUCGUCGGGUGUGUCGGGUCAAUCGCCAAUGGCAAGGUCGCCCAAGAAGUGCUUGACAAAGGUCAAGCCGAUGUCGUACUGGUUGGACGACAAUUCCAAAAGAACCCGGCGAGUGUUUGGGCGUUUGCGUCAGACCUUGGCGUCGCGAUCAAGAUAGCGAACCAGAUUGGGUGGGGCUUCGGGGGUCGAGGUAGCAGUCAUAAGAAGAUUGACUGGUGAUUGCAAUGGUUAGGAGUUUUGAUACAAUGUAUAUGGGGCGAACAGGAAUGUCGCGUAUACCCACGCACAAUUACGGAGACACGAAGACCUUGAAUCACAAGAUGUUGAAGCAAAGCCCAUGUUGCAUAACUCGAAGUGACCCACCGGCAAAGUCAAGAUUGGGCAUCGUGACAGCGAAUAGUGAAUGUCCAACUUCUGAUCACGAAGCUGUCCUCAAAUCACUUCAAGUAUCAGAGGCGCAAAUCGAUCGCCCAAGAAUUAUGCUGUCAACUCACUCCCAGAAAGCCCUCCCGA